ACCCAAAAUAGCAGAACGCAAAUUUCCCGGGUCUUGGAUUAGGCUCACCCAUUUGGAAAGUAAAAAAAUCAAGACGUUGAUUGAUGCAGAAAAUGAUCUAUUAGUUUUGUUAUUUUUCCGUUGAGCAAAAGUGAAAAGUUUGUGAGUUAUCGAAAUGAAUCCAGCACCUGUAACAUCGAGGCCAAUCGUUGGCGAUUCUACAAGUGGUGUAGCGACACCUUUACCACCUCCUGCACCACCGGCUCCGCUAGUUCGUCCGCUCUAUGCUAAACCAAUAGUUGCACCCCAUAUUCAAGACCUACCAACUAAACCACCUUUGCCACCGGGACAACAGUUUGCAACCCACAACUUCAAAACCCACCAAUAUCCAGUCAACACACCAGCAGCGGUUUAUUACCAACCUGGACCGCGUCAAAUAAUAAUGAGUCAGGAUGGAUCAGGAUUUCAGCGGCCACCAAAUCCGUCUGCAUCACCGCAAAAUAUGCGUCCCAUGGCACCAUCGCCGAUGAAUCGACCGGGUGGUCCUGGGCCACGCCCGCCCGCACCGGGAUCACCUGCCCCUAGUCAGUACCCCAACAUGAGACCCCAAAUGCCAUCUCCACAACCCGGUAUGCAGCGUCCGAUCUUGAACCAGAAUAUGCGUCCAACUACUCCGCAGCAAGUUCGGGCUCCCAACAUGAUGCCACAGAAUGCCAGACCCCCAUUCUCACCACAGAAUUCUAUCGCGGGAAGCAAUCCCCAAAUAAGACCGGGACCACCGCCGAUUCGUCCUCCAGGAGUCGGUCCUCCAAUGAAUCAACCCGGGAUGAUGUCUAUGCAGCAGAAUCGUCCAGCACCAAUCCCUCAACAGAUCAUAAACAAUCGUCCUCCGGCGAUGCCUUUCAAAUCCCCUGUUCAGGGCUUAAAUCCCGGGGAGACUUACGAACGAGAGUCACCUGAAGCAUUGAGUCGAAUGCAAUCCGACCUUAGCAUUGGAAAAGUUGACAGUCCCAAGAGUAGUUAUUUAUCUACAGAUGACGAUGAAGAUGUUGUUAUUGGCAAGAUAACUCCUUUGGCUUCGUCAAGAUCCCCGGACAAUCAAAUUAGCCCUACGAUAAAAACUGCGCCGUCGGUUCCGUUCCACAGAUCUGACAGUCAGAUGUCGAUUCCAUCUAGACCACCAUCUGGCAUGGGAAAUUAUGGAAAACUACCGGAUGCAGCACUGAAAACCUCUCAUUCUCCGUCACCAGCAGUCCAAUCAAAUGAAAUUGUCUACAAGGAAAAGCACAUGAUAUCACCUGAAAAGCCCCUAAACGGAAUUGGAGCUGCAGAACGCAUGAAAACUCCUUCACCCGAGCAGGGAAAAUAUGUGAACAUCGACCAGGUCAAGCCUUCUAGUCGGACACCGUCAACGGACAACAUGAACCGCCCGAACAAACCGAUGGAUCUGCCGUCGUCACCUCGUCCACAGGUGGCAGCACCACAGCAACAACCUCCCUCGGCGGUCUCAAUGGCCGCGAAACCUGGCAAACCAUCACAGGCCACUCCGACCACACCCGGAACAGAGCGAGUAACUUUUGUUUUGCCCGAAGAAACAAACAGUGUACCAAACUCAGAACCAUUGCGGAAGACACCCGUUCCGCCGAACAUUCUUAAAAAGCCCGACGCGGAAACGCGUGGCCGCAGCCCUUUUAAGAAUCACCUCUCCGUGGAGCGCAAUUAUUCGCCCGUAGAUAACAAAGGUGACAAUGACAGUGGAGUGGAUGAAUCAACUCAAGAAAAAGAACGAAAUGGUCCAACUUCUCCAGUAUCACCAGUGAAAUCACCCAGCAAAAUACCGUCACUGCGAAGACCAGAAAGUAUCACUCCCCAUAGCCGUUCCAGAAGCACAUCGAAGCAACGACUAACGGCCAAAACUCCAGAAACUCCAACCGAACCUUUGAUCAAAAAAAUACCAAUGAAUAAGAUUCAGGUCGGUGCUACUCCGUCGCCCAAUCUGAAGGUUGUUCGGUCCAAGAUUGGCUCGCUGGAAAAUGCAACCCACAAGCCGGGCGGUGGAAACGUUAAGAUAGAAACGAAAAAAAUUGAAAUUAAAGCUGGGUCCAGAAUCGAAGCCAAAAACGAGCACUACGUCCCGAAGGGUGGUGAUAAGAAGAUCAUCACAACCAAGCUGCAGUGGAACGCGAAACCCAAGAUUGGUUCGCUCGAAAAUGCCACCCACAAGCCAGGUGGUGGUGACAAACGGAUUGAGGUACUCAAAACGGACUUCAAGGAGCGUGCCCGACCCAAAGUGGGCUCGAAGGACAACUUGGGCUACCAGCCGGGUGGCGGCGAUGUUAAGCCUGGAAGUACCACCAUUGUUGAACAAAACAAAAGAGUCAUUAUCAAUCAAAAGCUGGAUAUCAAGGCGGAGAGCAAGGUGGGAUCGCUCGAAAACGUCAAGCACAAACCAGGAGGUGGCGAUAAGAAGAUCUUUGAUGACAGGGAGUAUCUGAAGCAGAUUGAUCAUCCCAUAAUUCCAACACCACCAUCGCAGAGUCCUACACCGGACGAUCUCAGCAUUAACGAAGCAAGCAGCGUAGAAGCAGAUGCACAGCAUUCAACAGUUACUACUACAAACACACAACUAACCAACUAAAUUUCACGCACCUUUGCUUUGUACCCGCAACAAGUAUAACAACUAAGCCACCUGCAAUCUGCUCAGUUUUUUUCAAACUUGGGCAUUUUCAUUUUUGAAUACGUAUUCUUGCAAAGUAACGGCUAGAAUUUAGUUAGCAAGUGUUGAUAUAGGUAACACAAUUUUGUAAAAUUUAAAACAUUUUCAAAUUUUGCUUAAACACUCAAGAUCAUACUAAACAAAAUAUAUAAAAAAAAGUAAUGGCAUUAUAAAAACCAUUGUCACAGUAAAUAAUUAACAUUUUUGUUAUAAAUCAAACCAUGCACUUAUAGAAACAAUCAUUCACAUUAUUUUUUGCAUGCUCCUAAUAUGUUUCACUUUUUUUCUACGCGUGAAUAAUUUCUGUUUGAUUUCUUCCGGAAAAAUGACCUUUACUUGUUUAAUGUAGCUUUAUUAUUUGAAAAGGACUCUGGUUGUUAGCAUUCUGGUUGUCUUGACAUUCGCAUCUAAACAUUUGUUCAUAACAGCGACAAGAUGGCGAUGGAAUUCAAACUUACUUUUACUGCACAGAAAAAAAAAUCAAUUCUCGUAAUCGUGAAUUAAGUUCACGAAUGUGAGAACCACGAAGGAAUUUAUUCAUGAGUAUGGUGAAUUUGCACCAUAAACGUGAAUGUAUUCCUUCGUGGUUCUCGCAUUCGUGAAUUGGUUUUUAUCAGUGUGUAUACGGUUUAUGAGGUGUUCUCUAUGGAAUUAAAUUGCAUUUUUUUUGCUAGGUCGUCGAAUUCAUGACAAUACAAAUUGGGUUAAGUAAAGGUCCUUUUCUCGUAGUGUAAAACUAAGAUUGGUAGUUGUAUAUUUAUAAUAUCUUUAUUCAGAUUAUCACUUCUUUGUUUUAUAUUGUAACUUAUUUUGUUCUUGAUAUGUUUGAGAAAGUAUUCGUUUGUUUAGCUUAUUUUUUUGAAAGGUUUUAGCAAAUUCUUGGUUUUGUAUUUUAGUUUAUCAAUUAUCAUUUUCAUUUUCUUGUUUUAUUUUUUUUAUUUUUAGUCUCCUGUUCCCGAAUUCGACCAAAAUUCCUACUAUUAAAAAUAAUAUCACGAACUAUGAAAAUGAUGCCAAUACUGACUAAAAAGCUAUAUACACAUAUAAACAACUGCAAACUGUAAACUGUAUGAAUCAUGAUUGGUCCUGUUGAUUAGUUUUAAGUUUUUGUGUUGGAUAGGCGCUGAAAGAACACGAGCACACAAGUAAAACUUUGAUAGUAGCAAGCGCACCAAAUAGACAAAAAAAUGUGAACCGGUUAAGUUUUCCGAUUUGAUUUUGUCACCCGUUGAUAAAGAUUUGCCAUUUCACGUAAGUUGAGCUGAACAAGUGCUGAAAUGAAUGCUGCAAAUAAAUAUGCUAAUCGGCAUAACGAGACAGGCUCUGUUUGAGUGAAAUAUUCAAAAGACAGUUAAAUUUUUAUGUUGCAAUUGCGUCAUUUGUUGCCCUUAUUAGUAGAAAUUUUGCGUAAGGAACUAACUUUUCUUCGUAGAGUGUUUUCUAGUCGCAUCGUUGAUCAUAGAAAGUACCUAAGCAAAAGUAUGGAAACAUUUGACAAUUUCCUUUGAUGCUGAUGAUUAUAUUUCAUAAAUAUGAUUGUAACGAAAGCAAAUUAGUCAUCGUCUAUAUGUAAUUUGAGCAACAAAAACAACACACACACACACACUUAAAAGAUUGUAUGGAUUGUAGGGUUUGCAUCAGUUGAUAUAUUCAUAUUUAUCGAAAGUUAAUCUGAGGAUAUUACUAUUUUGCUGACUUUCGAUAAUUGGUAUACAGAGCUUUGAUUCAAAACUACAACCAAUUAGCUACCAACAUUGAUUGAAGCAUAACUACAAAAACAAAAACAUACAAAACAUGCUGCUAUGGAUGUAACCUUUAUUAUUAAUUAGGCUUCGAGGAUGAUUGAUAAAUAAAACAUAUAAAAAUAUGGCAAAUUUGUAUUAUUUGUUCAAAAACAA
Culex quinquefasciatus (southern house mosquito) is the source of this 4593-nucleotide messenger RNA. RefSeq names its product pollen-specific leucine-rich repeat extensin-like protein 2 (gene tau). Gene Ontology annotation, biological process: microtubule cytoskeleton organization; neuron projection development. Gene Ontology annotation, molecular function: microtubule binding. Bases 155 to 2617 code for a protein of 820 amino acids. Gene Ontology annotation, cellular component: neuron projection. The record is from RefSeq and is a predicted model, not a curated record. The transcript has 9 exons. NCBI's taxonomy places the organism in Eukaryota, Metazoa, Arthropoda, Insecta, Diptera, Culicidae.